Molecule: messenger RNA, 1424 nt
Organism: Planococcus citri (citrus mealybug)
Lineage: Eukaryota; Metazoa; Arthropoda; Insecta; Hemiptera; Pseudococcidae
Product: protein takeout-like
Exons: 6
Coding region: 131-949 (272 amino acids)
Source: RefSeq, a predicted model, not a curated record
GCUUGGCUCAAAGAAUACGAGAAGGUACGCGGAUUGGAUUCGUAUUUACGAUAAUUCGCGACUCGCGAGAAACACAACGGAAAACGUGGUCUUCGUGAAUGCGUUCACAGCUCUCACUCUAUCACGGUAAAUGGUCGCAAACAUGUUUCGUCGCAAUUAUCGAUUUUUAUGCGAAGCGUUUACGGUUUUUAUAACAUGUUUAUUGUGUGUGCUACACCUAGUCCAUAUCGUCGAACCAGUUAAAAUUCCUGCACUGCCUUUGCCAUCGUACGUAGGAAAGGCAUGUCGAGCCAAUGAUCCAAACCUCAACGAAUGCGUAGUUCGAACAGGAGCUCCGGUAAUCAGAAGAAUAACACAAGGUGAUGCGAAAUACAGAAUACCUAAAUUAGAACCAUUAACGAUAUCAAAAAUGAGAAUUGAACAAGGAACUAGACAAGUAGGAAUGACAAUGGAAUGUCAAGAGUGCAAUUUGUACGGUUUAUCCGAAGUAAAUUUCACCACAGCUAGGGUUGAUUUGAAAAAAAGACACGUCGAAUGGGAUUUUACACUCGAUCGACUCAUGUUUCUGGGCAAAUACAAAGUAUCUGGUCGUGUUCUCAUACUACCGAUCACAGGAGCCGGUGAUGCUAAUAUUACAUUAACCAACGUUAGUUUUUCGUUUUUAUACGACUACGAUCUGGAUUUAAAAGAGAAUGGUAAACAUUACGCUCGACUAACCAACAGCACUUUACCUUACAAAAUAGGAGGAAUGUACAUCCAUUUGGAAAAUUUAUUCAACGGCGAUAAGCUGCUAGGUGAAAAUAUGAACAGAUUUUUGAACGAAAAUUGGAGAGAUAUAAUCAAAGAAGUUGGUCCAGCAGUAGCAGACGCUUUAACAGAUGUUUUUAGAGCAACUAUGGGUGCGAUGGCAGAUCUAGUCCCGUUUGAGUAUCUAUUCCCAACGGAUUAGAACCAGAAUACUCGUAGUUCCUGUGAACAUCGUAUUCUUCAUCUUUUGAAUACGUUCAAUGACUCGACAACAUUGAGGAAUACUUUGAAACGAGAAAUCUAAGCUAAAUGUCCAGAGUGAACACCCGGCAUUCCACAAAAUGCUGAAGCGACGCGAAGGCGUAUCUAAAUUAUUAGGCUUUACACGACCGUGUUCGUGUUGAUCUAACGAAUUGAUCAAAUUGACCACAGUGAGUCUUCAUCUUUCGGCAUGUCUGAAUGAAUUACGAAAUUCAACGAUUGCGUAAACGAAAUUCUCAAUUUGGCAUUAAAAUCAUGAUCAAAUGUCUGCGAAGAUCUACCUGCUAGCCAACUACAGCUUCGGUGAAUUAAAUUAGCCUACAGCGUAAUUCAAUUUUAAGAUAUGUAACUACGUUUUUCAAUAUUUGUAUUUACCAUUAUUUUGUACCUAAUAAAUUAAUGUUUUUUUUUUUCUA